Neltuma alba is the source of this 1450-nucleotide messenger RNA. Its product is annotated as GEM-like protein 1. Lineage: Eukaryota; Viridiplantae; Streptophyta; Magnoliopsida; Fabales; Fabaceae. The record is from RefSeq and is a predicted model, not a curated record. The coding region runs from base 227 to 1072 and encodes 281 amino acids. The transcript has 4 exons.
GUGCCCGGAACAUAUUCGUGAUAUCCCAUGUUCUCAGUUUUGAAUUGAAGUCCCUCGUCUCCGGAAUUUCUCCCGCAAUAAAAUUUUUCUCCCGGAUACUCUGUGUUGAAAGAAGUCUGGAGUACUUGAAAUCGGGGUUUGCAUCAGCGUCACCUUCCCCGCUGAUAUAGGCUGAGAUCCUGAAAAUUUCCGAUCCGAAGCAGGGAAAAUCCCCAGGGCAUAAAACAUGAGUGCUGAACAAACCGACGCCAGCAAGUCAUCAUCAGAAUCCAAUCUUUCACAAGCCAAAGAUGCUCACUCCUCAGAUUAUGCUCCGUAUCCAAAACUCGAUCCCAAGGAUGUUGCUCCACCUCAGGAAAAUUGGACUUCCGUUCCGGUGUCCCAACAACCCGUCAACGCCACUACCGCCCCCGAAGUCCGCGCCCCGAUUUCCGAAGAUGCUGCCACUACUAUGCCCAAAGAAUCUAAUCCGUACGUGACUCCUGCACCGGCCCCGGCCCCGGCCCCGUCAUCUUCUGUCAAGAAUACUUUAGACUCGGUGAAAGAUGUUCUUGGGAAAUGGGGAAAGAAAGCGGCAGAGGCUACCAAGAAGGCCGAGGAUCUUGCUGGGAAUAUGUGGCAGCACUUGAAAACAGGUCCUAGUUUUGCUGAUGCUGCCGUGGGAAGGAUUGCUCAGGGAACGAAAGUUCUUGCAGAAGGUGGCUAUGAAAAGAUUUUUAGACAAACUUUUGAGACUGUUCCAGAGGAGCAACUUUUGAAAACAUUUGCAUGCUACCUAUCCACUUCAGCUGGACCAGUGAUGGGAGUUUUAUAUCUGUCGACAGCAAAGCUGGCAUUUUGCAGUGACAAUCCACUUUCUUACAAAGUUGGCGAGGAGAGUCAAUGGAGCUAUUAUAAGGUUGUUAUUCCAUUGCAUCAGCUGAGAGCAGUGAAUCCAUCAACAAGUAGAAGCAAACCAUCGGAGAAAUAUAUCCAGAUCAUCUCUGUUGACAACCAUGAGUUUUGGUUUAUGGGCUUUCUGCAUUAUGACGAUGCUGUUAGAAGUAUUCAAGGAGCAUUACAACCUCACUGAUGUGCACGGCUGUACAAAGGCCGUCGCCAUGUGUCAUCUUGUCGCCCACGACUUGGUCGAUGUUUGAUGAAGUAUCCUGGGUGUUUAUUAAACAUCGGAUUUUUCAUUUCCUCUGUAUUUGUAAUCCUUGAGCUGGUCUGGAGCUUGUUGUACCAUGUUAUGGGGUAAGCCUUUGUACUGAUUAUAUGGUUUGUCACAGGUUUAUUUCUUGCUUGUUAUUGUUUAUGGUCUAGAAGUUGGGGAGGAAAAUAUUAGUGCCUCAUUUGAUGUGGUUUACAUGUGAAUUCCAGAUUGUAUAAAUCAGUUUGUUUAUUGUGGAUCGAACGAACAUCAUGGUGCGAUUAUCUUAUUAUCUUAAAGUGUUUCGUUCCGGAGACA